GCCCGCCCCCUAGCACAGACAGCCCCAGGCACUCCCUCCCCUCCCCCAGGCAGCGCGUCCUCCGCCGCGGCCAUGCGCCCGCCCAGCCCGCUCGAGGCCCUGCCCGUCGAGAUCGUCCACCAGAUCCUCGCCCUGCUCGUGCACCCACGCUCGCGCCUGCCCGGGCUGUCCGAGGCCCAGAGCGCCCACGACUUCGCGCGCCCGGCCAAGCUGGAGAUCAAGAACCGUGAGGACCUGACCACGCCGCCCGACGCCCACCGCUGGGCCGCCGACAUCUUCGCCUUCAACGGCCUGCGCCAUCCCUAUCACGUGCUGGCCCUGACCUCGCGCCGCCUGCACGCCCACGUCGAGGCCUACUGCGCCCACCUGGUGCGCGCCUGCAACAUGUUCAACCUGCCCUUUGCCCACUACGACGCCCACGGCCCGGCCUGCGUCUACCCGGACCUGAGCCGCAUCGUCUACCGCCGCCUGUGGCUGCAGCACGCCCCGCGCCUGUGCAUCUACUGCCACGUCGGCCUGGACUGCUACCCCUUCCCCGUCGUCAAGCGCCUGAUCGCCGCCUGCCAGGACUGCUUCUACCGCCAGACCCUGACCGUCGACGAGGUCGAGCGCCAGUACCACAUCUCCAUCCCGACCCUGCUGACCUCGCCCGCCAUCCGCGGCCCGGGCCCCAACUCGCCCUGGGUCCUGCGCGUCGACGUCGAGGCCAUGGCCUUUGCCCUGUACGGCACCCGCGCCUUCCACGCCGCCCACGUCGACCAGUUUGCCAAGCCCUGCUCCAUCUGCGCCAUCACCCGCUUCUCGCCGCAGUUCGCCGCCAGCACCCGCAGCGAGCGCGGGCUCAAGCGCGGCACCACCCGGCCCGUGCGGCGCGUCGUGAGCCAGAAGCGCAAGGGCGCGCGCCGGUCGCUUGCGUGAUGUUCUUGGAUUCUCCCUUGCUCUUCUCAACAUCUGCAGACAUGUUCUUUACGGCCUACUUGACCUUCUCACGGCCGCAGACUUGUUCUUCACGGCCGCCAACUUGCUCUUCUCAACAUCUUGUCACGGCCGCAGACUUGUACUUCACGGCCGCAUACUUGAUCUUCUCACGGCCGCAGGUUCACGGCGUUCGGGUCCGACUUCGGUCGUGUUGCAUUUCUGCGCUGCUUUCUGUGAUACCUCUGGCUUACUUACGACUCAAAAUAAUGACAUGACUU
Molecule: messenger RNA, 1196 nt
Organism: Boeremia exigua
Lineage: Eukaryota; Fungi; Ascomycota; Dothideomycetes; Pleosporales; Didymellaceae
Exons: 1
Coding region: 73-918 (281 amino acids)
Source: RefSeq, a predicted model, not a curated record